Venturia canescens is the source of this 658-nucleotide messenger RNA. RefSeq lists its product as uncharacterized. The transcript has 5 exons. Gene Ontology annotation, molecular function: odorant binding. Bases 20 to 448 code for a protein of 142 amino acids. Lineage: Eukaryota; Metazoa; Arthropoda; Insecta; Hymenoptera; Ichneumonidae. The record is from RefSeq and is a predicted model, not a curated record.
UUAUCCCAAUACCUGCACGAUGUUCCGCAACUUUUUGGUUUUUGUGCUGUUGGCACUCUCACUAGUGCUCAACUCCAAUGCUCAUGUGCCGAUAACAACCUUCGAUAGUGCUUGUUUCGAAGAAGCUGGAAUCAGUGAACAUGAGUUCGAGAAGCGAAUCCCUACUCUAUUGGCUGACCUAGAUUCUAUGAGCGACAAGGAAUCGUGUUACUUCUCGUGCAUCGGGAAGAAAUCAGGGGAAAUACUUGAUGAUGGAAUCCUUGAUUUAGACGGCUUUCGGACGCGUGCAUUCGACAUGACAGACGAGCAAUACCUGUUUUUGAAAAACUGCACCGAACAAACGGAAGUCAAUCCCUGCCAAGCGACGAAGAAGAGUAUUUUGUGCGUGAAACAAUUGAUCGCGCAGUUAGAAACAGAGUAUGCAGCAACCGCUUCCGAAGCCUCGUGAAUAUGGUUUGAUUGCAUAGAUGGGUCGACCCAAGAACUUUCCAAUAAAGAGAAAACGUAAUACUCCGGAUUCUUCUUUUUUCCAUUCCACUAAUGCGGUGGUCGGACCGUCAUAUAUUAUCAAUGUACGCCUCGAAGUGGAUUUUGACCCGCGCUUAAUUGAAAAAAAAAAUUAUAAUAAAAAUAUCAAUUUUCGAAUAAAUAAAAAUAA